CAUCUUUCCUGUGUGUGACGUUCAUUCCCGGAAGAUGUCCCUUCCCUCCUGACACGUAGCAGCCGCUACCGAAUUGGCAUCUCCCCGAGCGGAUUGUCGAACUCCGAGGUGAGAGAUGUCUGGGUUUGACAAGUUCAACACGGACUUCUACCAGUCGAGCUACAGCGUUGAUGACCAGAACCAGGCUGGCUAUGGAUACAACAAUGAAAAUCAGUAUAACAAGCAGUAUAGUCAAUAUGACUACUCUCAGCAAAUGGGCUACCCUGCCCCAGGGAUGAUGCAGCCCCAACAGCCAUACACAGGACAAAUCUUUCAGCCCACGCAGACGUACACCCCGUCCUCGUCACAAUCCAUGUACAGCAGCAGUUUUGAUGAUGAGCCCCCGCUACUGGAAGAAUUAGGAAUCAACUUUGACCACAUCUGGCAGAAGACUCUGACGGUUCUUCAUCCUCUGAAGGUGGCAGAUGGCAGUAUUAUGAAUGAGACAGACCUUGCUGGCCCCAUGGUCUUCUGCUUGGCAUUCGGUGCAACACUCCUCUUGGCCGGUAAAAUCCAGUUUGGCUAUGUGUACGGCAUCAGUGCAAUUGGCUGCCUGGGCAUGUACUGCCUGCUCAACCUCAUGAGCAUGACGGGCGUGUCGUUCGGCUGCGUGGCCAGCGUGUUGGGAUACUGCCUCCUUCCCAUGAUUGUCCUGUCCAGCUUCGGAGUCCUUUUCUCAUUACAGGGCCUGAUGGGAAUCAUUCUGACAGCAGCCAUCAUCGGCUGGUGUAGCCUGUCGGCCUCGAAGAUCUUCAUCUCUGCGUUGGCCAUGGAUGGGCAGCAGCUGCUGGUGGCCUACCCGUGUGCGCUACUUUACGGCGUCUUUGCGCUCAUCUCCGUCUUCUAGUGAUCACAUUUCAGGCUGGAGUGUGGUCUUAUUUUUUUUUUUACCCCUUCAACUUUUUUCCACCGCUCAAUUCUUCUUCCUCCUUGCGAUGGAGCCAUGAAAAAACACUGCAGAAGGGUGAGAAUCCAUUUGGGGCCUGCCUGUGUUUAAAUAGGACUGAAAUCAGCAAAUGCAGCAGAUUAAGAUUAGAGCCAGCAGGUGGCGCCACAUGUCAUCAUGUUGUAGAUGUCAUGUGCAUCCAUGGACCCUUGCGCCAAGGACAUCAUCAUCUUCCUCUGCUUCUUGACACAGAGUGGAAGAGGUUCUCUUGGGAUUCUUUUCUGUCGGGAUGCUUUUCGGCAAAACAAAACUCCACUUUGCACAAACACCCAUUUUAAGAGGCGAAGAUAGUUAACUUCAUUACGACUCAUUUGGACAUUCACGGAUAUGCCUCUCAAAGAUCUAAUUGGAUUCUUUAGUUCCUUGAUGUUUAUUUUUAGAAAGCACAGUUUUGUAUGCUUCGACGUGCCACGUGUCAUUCAUGUUAAAACGGUCUUUAAAAUUGUAUAUUCAUGCACAAGUGGUAUAUUGUCAAUAAAUGGAAGACUGAUAAAAAUGAUA
Molecule: messenger RNA, 1486 nt
Organism: Hippocampus comes (tiger tail seahorse)
Lineage: Eukaryota; Metazoa; Chordata; Actinopteri; Syngnathiformes; Syngnathidae
Gene: yipf5
Product: Yip1 domain family, member 5
Exons: 7
Coding region: 116-886 (256 amino acids)
Biological process (GO): regulation of ER to Golgi vesicle-mediated transport; endoplasmic reticulum to Golgi vesicle-mediated transport; vesicle fusion with Golgi apparatus
Cellular component (GO): membrane; trans-Golgi network
Source: RefSeq, a predicted model, not a curated record